UGUCAGCAUUCAGAACAUGAGAAUGAGGUUUAACACAGUUUUGGGUGUUGCUGUGGCUGUACUUCUCAGUCUAGAAGGCUCUUUCUGUCAGCUAGAUGUGUGCGGCCAAGCUCCUCUUAACACAAAGACGACUUUAAGGGCGACUGCGAUGGCAGGGUCUUGGCCGUGGCAAGUAGACAUUUACCAAAUCAGCACUGGAACGCAUCAGUGCAGUGGGAGUCUCAUCAAUAAAGACUGGGUUUUGACUGCAGCCAAAUGCCUAAUAGACUUCUAUUACUAUGACAUUGACAAAUCAGACUUUAUAAUCAAACUGGGACAUGAAAACCACCACGGCCCAAACCCGCAUGAAAUCAACAGAACAGUGACUCAGAUCAUCAGACAUCCUAACUAUACCAAAAAUUCUUUCAGUGAUAACAUAGCACUGCUUCAGCUCUCAUCUUCUGUGAAUUUCACAGAUUAUAUUCGACCGGUCUGUCUGGCUGCUCCUGGUAGUGUAUUUGAUGAAGGACUUUCAAGUUGGGUCACAGGUUGGGGAGGGACUGUUAAUGGUAGUUACGCAGACACUGAUCAUUUGCUGGAAACAGAAGUGCCAGUUGUGAGCAACCGUAACUGCAGUAAUAUCUGGAAACAAUUGACCAUCACAGACAACAUGCUGUGUGCUGGAAUAUUAAAUUAUACAGGCAAUAGCAGAUGUGCGGGUGAACUCGGAGGGCCAUUGGUCAUUAAGCAGGACUCUCAGUGGAUUCAAUCUGGAAUUACAAGUUUUAUAAAUGGGAAUGUGUGUAAUUCUAAUCCCAAAAAUACCAAGCCUAUUGUGUUCACCAGAGUCUCUCAAUAUCAGGAAUGGAUCAACACUCAGAUAGCCAGUGAAUUCCACCAGUCUACCCAUAAUACCACUCCUCCUUAUACUCUCCAUCCCACUCUUCCUUAUAUUCCUGAUCCCAAUCAUUUCAUUCCUGAUAUCUUCAGCGGAAGCUCAAGUCUUCAUUCAUAUCCGGUUUCCCUCACAUUCUCCAUCAUCUCUCUCAUCUUCUGUCUCUUUAUGAAGGUUGUUUGAGACACAAUAAUUGAUUAUUUAAGAUAAAAAAAUCUGAAAACUUUCUUAUUAAUUGGUCUGGGUUUCAAUAAAAUACAUAAACCUCUGACUUUUAAUAAUGAUGGUGAGAUAUUUGUGUAGAGUGUGUUGGUGUACGGGUUUAUGUGUGGCCUAAAUUUAAAACACAAAACUAAGAAUGCAAAGCUUUAUGUAAAUGAAAUUCGUUAUCUUUUUAUCAUCUUUUACAUGACAGCUGAAUCUUUAUUCACUGGAAUUUGCAUUUCUUUAGUGAGGUCUCAACACAAUCAGUGUAAUGUGAUAUGAUUUUGAUUUUCUAUCUGUAGUAUUACUGUUGUAAUCAUUUCAUAUGCUCAUACUUUUGUCCAUAAUGUAAAUCAUACAUUUGACAUAUAAAAUUGCACUUUACAUUGUGCCAACUAACAGCAUGGCUUAUAUGAUUGAUAUCUUUUGAUUGAAUUGUUUUCUUUAUAUUAUGCUUUUGAGUAUUAAUGUAAGUGGAUUUAGAGAUAUAGGUUAAAUAAAGUGGACAAAUGAUUAUGGGUGAGAAGUCUUUUCCGGACAUGAAUAAGCUUUCUUUUCAUGGUAAAGACAGACACCUGUUCUCAGAGUGUGUUUUCAGUAUUGGGAUCAUUGAGAGUGUAGAAAUAAUCGUGUAUGCUUUUUUAAACAAUCCUCCUUCAAGACUUUUAGGUUGAGUAUUACGUUUAGACAAGAGUAUUAACACUUAAUGACAUUUUAAAGCAACACUAUGUAGUUUCCAUGUAAAAAUGACUUACAGCUCCCCCAUGUGGUUGAAAAGCGCAACAGUGCCUGGUAUCAGACACUCUUCUGCAGGCAGGGGGAGGGGCAGGGCUGUGCUCUACCCUCCACCGCCACUUUCAGAGUGUGCUUGUAGCAGCUAGGAGGCUGCUCAGGUUGCAGCAACAGUAUUUUUCCAGUU
Messenger RNA from Paramisgurnus dabryanus, 1997 nucleotides. The record is from RefSeq and is a predicted model, not a curated record. NCBI's taxonomy places the organism in Eukaryota, Metazoa, Chordata, Actinopteri, Cypriniformes, Cobitidae.